Molecule: messenger RNA, 1036 nt
Organism: Pezoporus occidentalis (night parrot)
Lineage: Eukaryota; Metazoa; Chordata; Aves; Psittaciformes; Psittacidae
Gene: HEMK2
Product: N-6 adenine-specific DNA methyltransferase 1
Exons: 6
Coding region: 19-720 (233 amino acids)
Biological process (GO): methylation
Cellular component (GO): eRF1 methyltransferase complex
Molecular function (GO): S-adenosylmethionine-dependent methyltransferase activity; protein methyltransferase activity; nucleic acid binding
Source: RefSeq, a predicted model, not a curated record
GGGACGGGAUGGGAUGGGAUGGCGACGUCCUCGCUCCCGACACCGCGGUACGAUCACGUGGGGCCGCACGGGCCCUUCCGCGAUGUGUAUGAGCCGGCCGAGGACACCUUCUUGCUGCUGGACGCGCUGGAGCAGGACGCGGCCCGCCUGAGGCAGGCCCGAGUUGAGAUCUGCCUUGAAAUAGGAUCUGGAUCUGGUGUGGUUUCGACAUUUGUAGCUUCCUCCAUUAUUGGAUCCAGUGCACUGUAUAUAUGCACAGAUAUCAACCCAAUGGCAGCUUACUGUACAUUGGAGACAGCUCUGCUUAACAACGUUCACCUUCAGCCAGUCAUUACUGACUUGGUCAAAGGACUGUCUCCAAGAUUAAAUGGGAAGGUUGAUCUACUGCUAUUUAAUCCACCAUAUGUGGUGACACCUUCUGAAGAGGUGGAAAGCCACGGAAUAGAGGCAUCCUGGGCUGGUGGCAAGAAGGGCAGAGAAGUAAUGGAUAGAGUUUUUCCAUUAGUACCAGACCUACUUUCACCAGAAGGAUUAUUCUACUUGGUCACAAUUAAAGAAAAUAAUCCAGAUGAAAUCCUGGAAACAAUGAAGAAACAUGGCUUAGAAGGCACACGAGUACUUUCCAGACAAGCAGGACCAGAGAUGCUUACUAUCCUCAGAUUUAGGAAGUCACUGAUAACUGCUCUUCAUCUGCCAGACACUAGACAUGCAGAAAGCUGAACACAAGAGAACUGAAGUUGCCCAAUCAGAUUUUAAGCCUAGAUUUUCCAUCCUCUUGAAGAGUAUCUUCACUUCCUGAUUACUGCAGUGAAACUGAUCAAGAUGCUGUAUUUAUUUUUAUUCUGGAUGUCAACCAGCAAUUGUUGGCUGUCAGAGGUGUAGUGGUUCUCUAGCUAUCCACAGGACAGUUGAAGGGCAACUGUGAAAUACCCUGCCUUGUUGUAUUUGCACUUCAAUAUUGAAAACUGUUUCCUUUAUAAAUAGGUAUUUGUAUAUUUUGUCAUUGUGGCUUAUUAAAAUAAUUUACUUGAUAUAA